Molecule: messenger RNA, 1177 nt
Organism: Mangifera indica (mango)
Lineage: Eukaryota; Viridiplantae; Streptophyta; Magnoliopsida; Sapindales; Anacardiaceae
Product: bidirectional sugar transporter SWEET16-like
Exons: 6
Coding region: 116-1018 (300 amino acids)
Biological process (GO): carbohydrate transport
Cellular component (GO): membrane
Molecular function (GO): sugar transmembrane transporter activity
Source: RefSeq, a predicted model, not a curated record
GUGUCAAGAAGAAUCAAAUUUAUAUAAAGCAACCACUCUCCACCAGCACCACAUAUACUUCUCUUUCACGUCCUUGUUCAUUCUCGCUAUCUCAACCACAUUCUGCUUCUUCUUUAUGGCUAGCUUGAGCUUCUUCAUCGGCAUUAUUGGCAAUAUAAUUUCAAUACUGGUUUUUGCUUCUCCCAUCAAAACGUUUUGGGGAGUGGUACAGAAGAAAUCUACAGAGAAUUACAAGGGAGAGCCAUAUAUCACAACUUUGCUGAGCACAAGCUUGUGGACUUUCUAUGGGCUUCUGAAGCCAGGUGGCUUGCUUGUGGUGACUGUCAAUGGGGCAGGAGCCGUCUUUCAGUUCAUCUAUGUCACUCUUUUCCUGCUCUUUGCUCCUAAAGAAAAGAAGAUAAAGACGGCGAAAUUGGUGGCGAUAUUAGACAUAGGGUUUCUUGGGGCAGUGAUUGCAGUAACUCUUGGAUUCAUCCAUGGAAAUACGAGGCUAACCUUUGUGGGAAUUUUAUGUGCUGCAUUCACCAUUGGCAUGUAUGCUUCACCUCUAUCAGUUAUGAGAACAGUUAUAAAGACCAAGAGUGUAGAGUACAUGCCAUUUUUGCUCUCUUUUUUCCUCUUCCUCAACGCUGCCGUUUGGUCAGCUUAUUCAGUUCUUGUCAGUGACAUUUACAUCUUUGUGCCGAACAGUAUAGGCUUUGUGUUGGGGUUGGCCCAGUUGAUAAUCUACUCUAUGUAUAAAAACAAGUCAAAGUCAGCAAAAUCAACGGAAAAGAUGGAAGAAGAAGUCGCGGCCCAACUGGUGAAAGCAGACAUUGAGAUGCGUGGAUUCGGUGAUGAUCAUGAUGAAGAUCACAUGAAUCGGACGGCUCUCGUUAAGGGAAGGAGUCUCCCAAAACCUUCGGUCAAUAGACAAAACAGCUUGCAGAAGAUCAUGAAGACAAUUUCUCUGGGCCCGUAUGAUUUAUACUCUACAUGGCCCAACGAUGAACCCGACGUUGAGAUGGGAAGCAAGUAGGACCGUUGAUGUUGCUGACAUUUUGUAAUUUGAGAUGAAUGUGUGAAAUUACAUAAAAGGACUUGGAAAAAGCUACUUCUAGAGAGUGAGUGAGUGGGAUAUGGUGAAAAUAUUUUGUCUUCACUUAAUUAUUUAAUGGAGAAAAAGACAGAAACAAAA